Arachis stenosperma is the source of this 747-nucleotide messenger RNA. RefSeq lists its product as uncharacterized. The coding region runs from base 1 to 747 and encodes 248 amino acids. The record is from RefSeq and is a predicted model, not a curated record. The transcript has a single exon. Lineage: Eukaryota; Viridiplantae; Streptophyta; Magnoliopsida; Fabales; Fabaceae.
AUGCCAUACCCUCAGAGACUUCAAAAGGAGACCAAGGACAAGCAGUUUUUAAAGUUCUUGGAAGUUUUCAGAAAGUUACAAAUUAAUAUUCUUUUUGCUGAGGUUUUGGAGCAAAUGCCUCUCUAUGUUAAAUUCAUGAAGAAGUUGUUGUCAAAGAAGAAGCCUUUAAAGGGAGAUGAGACAGUGGUCUUGACUAAGGAAUGUAGUGUCAUAAUUCAGAAUAACUUGCCAAGAAAGAUGUCAGAUCCAAGAAGCUUUCAAAUUCCAUGUACCAUUGGGAGCACUACCUUUGAGAACGUCCUAUGUGAUCUAGGUGCAAGCAUAAAUCUAAUGCCCUUGUCUAUGAUGAAGAAAUUACAAAUCCAAGAGGCACAACCCUUAAGGAUAGCAUUACAAAUGGCAGACAAAUCUCUAAAGCCUGCAUAUAGAUUAGUGGAGAAUAUCUUGGUCAAAGUGGUUAAGUUCUUUCUCCCAAUAGAUUUUGUGAUUCUUGACAUGGGGGAGGAUGAGAGCGCCUCUAUAAUCCUAGGAAGACCAUUCCUAUCCACUGGGAGAGCUCUAAUUGUUAUGGAAGAAGGUGAAUUAGUGCUUAAAGUGCAUAAUGAGCAACUGGUCAUUCAUGUCUUCAAAGAUAUGCAUUCAGCAGGUGAAGAGGAGAGGUGCAUGCAGACUGAGCUUACUAAUCCAAACCUUCAAGAACCCCCAAUGAUGCACAACAUAAUCUGCAGCUCAAACCACUUUUGGUGA